Molecule: messenger RNA, 717 nt
Organism: Theileria parva strain Muguga
Lineage: Eukaryota; Apicomplexa; Aconoidasida; Piroplasmida; Theileriidae
Product: Serine hydrolase (FSH1) family protein
Exons: 1
Coding region: 1-717 (238 amino acids)
Cellular component (GO): nucleus; cytoplasm
Source: RefSeq, a predicted model, not a curated record
AUGAAGUUAAAUGUUAUGUUUUUACACGGGCUUAUGCAAACGACUGAAAUGCUCUCAGAGAGCUUCUCAAACUUAAACAAAAGCCUAUCAAGGAUGUUGAAUGUAACAUAUUUAAAAGCGCCUUUUGAGUUGACGGAAUUCCCAGCGUUUUGUAAAAUGUCCAGUGAAAAGACUGAUGAGGAGGUUAGGAAGUUAGAGAAAAGUAUCAGGGCAAAUUAUUAUAGUAGAAAGGGCAGAAAGAACACAUAUGGAGGGACUUGGUUCUUUACAGACUUUGACGGAAAUUAUUCACCGCAGCUAAGAAAUGUUAAAAUCAUCGGACUGGAGGAAUCACUUGAUUUUGUGUUAAAUGAGUGUAAAAGAACAAAUUGUGACGGGCUUUUAGGUUUCAGUCAAGGUUCCUUAAUCUCAACAAUUUUAGCUAAAAAAACAUUAAAUGACCCAAGUUUGGGCUGGAAGGCUAAAUUUUGUAUACUUUUUAGUUCACCGAUGCCUUAUGCAACAUCACUGAGCACCUUUCUAGCCUCAGGAGAUAAAAUUCAAACACCUUCCUUACACAUUUUGGGGAAGAGCGAUAUUAUGGUUCCUAACCAUAGAUCUCUAUUAUUAUCUGAAUGUUUUGUGAAUCCUAUUGUACAUUAUCAUGAGGGGGGUCACGAUGUUCCUCACUUUGACGAUAUUUCAGUUUAUGAGAAUUUUUUAUCUAAAUUUCUGUAA